AUGGCAUCAUCACUGUACGACCGCCUCAAAGUAAACCCUCCCGAGAUCCGUUUGCUCAGCCUCCUACCUGCGACGCGAAAGACAGCCCCACUUAUCUGCACUCUGCGGACGGUCUCACUCACGAACGCCUCUUCCAUUCGAUAUCUCGCACUUUCUUACGUCUGGGGUAAUCCAAGCGACACCGAAGCCAUCUUUGUCAAUGGAGCACCCUUUGAAGCAACCGCAAACCUUUGCGCUGCACUCCGACACAUGCGCUUUGAAGACGAGCCCUUGAUACUGUGGGUAGACGCAAUUUGCAUCAACCAAAGCAACAAUGUCGAGAAAUCCGAACAGAUCCGCAUAAUGAAAGACAUCUACCAGACUGCCCCUGCUGUUAGUAUCUGGCUCGGUCACAGGGACGAGCAGAGCUCGUUGGCCAUGAGGCUCAUUCGUUUCGCCGCAGCGCUAUACACUCGAUCUCGAGCCCAAACAGACGAUAAACUGCUUACGGCAGAUAUCAUGCAUUACACCCUCAAUGACACCAACCUCCAAGCCCUUGUAUCAUUUUUCACCAAAGACUGGUGGGGACGGAUAUGGGUUGUCCAAGAAGCUGCCGUGGCCCAACACGCAUUGUUUGUUUGUGGGAACGAGACACUGGGCUUUCGAGACUUUGCUUAUGCCUUUUUCUGCUGGGCUGCGCUUCUGAAAACGCCUAUCCCUAAUCCUUGGCUCCGAAGCUUUAAGGAGCUUGCUGUUAUUAUCAACGGAACCAGCCCUAGGGCGGUUCUUUGGCAGUACACCCGCUUUCACCUACCCGAGCUCAUGGAGCAUACCCAAUUUUACAAGGCAUACACUUUGGAAGAAAUGCUGGAAGAGAGUUGGAAUUUUGACUCUACAGAUCCGCGAGACAAGGUCUAUGCGUGGAUUGGUCUUCUUUCUCAUGUUGAUGUCGCCAUCGUACCCGACUAUGAUGCCACUAUCGCUGAAGUCUACAUCGGAGUUGUAAAGCUUAUUUUGGAACACAGAGGCUCUCUUUCGCUGAUAUCCUUCACAGGCUCUGGAGCCCGGCCUCCCAACACCCCACCCAUCAUUGGUCUCCCCUCUUGGGCUCCGGAUCUGAGAAAGAGCGUCAUUUUACAAAUAAGGUGGUGGAUGAGGCCAAAGAGCCACCGGGCAUCAGGUAGCGCGAAAGCCAAUGCGACCAUUUCUCAUGAUCAUCGAACUCUCAUCACAGAUACCAUCAUUGCUGGUAGACUUUGCGUUGCAGAUAAAGAUCGUCAAGAAAAUGACAGGUGGCUUGCGGGCGAGAAGCUCUGCCGUUGGCUGUACAUUAUUUUGCAAAACGACUUGCACCUACAACAAACCGCCUCUGCAACUGGAGACUCAAGCGACGCUUUUUUCCGAGCUUUAACACUCUCCUACCAUGACGACCACUUGAACUUUGACUCAUCUCACUAUACGCGACUGCUCAGAGAUGGGAAAAUGCUAAGACUUGGGUUCAUGGCUUAUGUUGGGUACUUGGAUCGCUUCCAGGAUUGUGUCACCUGGCAGUUUCAAUGCAAUAGGCGAGGAAAGGCAUCCCCGCCUUAUCACUUUCGGGGCCUCUUGGAGUAUGGACCCGGCCAGAGGGACGACGCAGUACAAUCGGCUGCCGAACAGCAGAUGACGCUCGGACUAUUAAGACCACAUUCUCUGAACAGAAAACCGCUGAAGUCACCCCCGCCAGAGCCAGAAUGGUCUGACUUUGCCAACUUUAGGAGAUUCUUUGAUUGCUUUAGUCACAGGACCUCUUCAUCGUCUUCAGCAGCAUCUCCGUCUUUGCAAGCACUGGAAGACUUGAUGACAUCCUUGAACCCAGCUCUGCAGCCUGAUGUGCCUUCUCUCCUAUCGUCAACAGCAGCAGACUGGCCAACGCAGAUAGAAGAAAAGGCAAGGAUUGCCGUUAGAGACUUGGUUCAAGAGUUUCUCGUGACAUUCUCUCGCAGUUCGUCACAUAGAUCUUUGCUUGUAACAGAUACGGGGUACGUAGGGUUAGGUCCUUGGACUUCGAGCGUGGGUGAUUUGGUAUGUGUUGUCAAGGGGUGCUCGCUGCCGAUCAUUGCGACGGAACAUGUGUUGGGAGAUGGGUGGGAGGUUGUUGGUCAGGCCUAUGUCUGUGGUUGGAUGUAUGGUGAGAAUUUGGAAGGACAUGCUUGGAGGGAGAUGAGGUUCAAGUAG
Messenger RNA from Podospora anserina S mat+, 2196 nucleotides. RefSeq lists its product as uncharacterized. The transcript has a single exon. NCBI's taxonomy places the organism in Eukaryota, Fungi, Ascomycota, Sordariomycetes, Sordariales, Podosporaceae. The coding region runs from base 1 to 2196 and encodes 731 amino acids. The record is from RefSeq and is a predicted model, not a curated record.